Plasmodium malariae is the source of this 843-nucleotide messenger RNA. RefSeq names its product Plasmodium exported protein, unknown function. The record is from RefSeq and is a predicted model, not a curated record. NCBI's taxonomy places the organism in Eukaryota, Apicomplexa, Aconoidasida, Haemosporida, Plasmodiidae. The transcript is spliced from 2 exons. Bases 1 to 843 code for a protein of 280 amino acids.
AUGGAACAAAAAAUUAGGUUUAUCUUUUUUAUCAAAACUUUUAAGUAUGUCCUUUUAUUUUGGAUGUGUCAUUUUUACAGUGCCAUGAGCAGAUUUGACAAAUUUUUGAAUAAUAAAUAUGGUUUUUGCAGAAAAUUAGAUACACGAAGUUAUAGAUUACUAGGAAUUUAUGUAAAGGAUAUUUAUCCGUAUGUUGGAUAUUUAGAAUUAAAGAUGCCAUAUAGCAAAAAAAGAAAGAGCGAAAAAUCGCUUAUAAUUGAUAAUGAAAAAUGGAUCGAAGAAAAAAAAGAAAAAUUAUAUAGAAGUUUAUUAUAUAAGGAAAAAUUGAUUAAGCAACUUAUGAAAAAUAAAAACACCAUGUUUCAUAAGUCAUAUAAUCAUUAUGAAAAAAAAAUAAUGAAUGGACUCGGUGAUAAAGAUUUUUUUAAAAAAAUGUUGUUGAUUAAUGAUAAGGAUUACAAAAAAUUAAAACGUAAAAAAUACGGUUUGCGACUUUGCUUACUUUUAUUAUUGUUUAUAUUGGUAUUAGUUUUACCUAUAGUAGAUUUAUCAUUUGGGAAAUUUCAAAAUGCUGGCACUUUAUUAGGUAUAUUAUGUGGUUUAUUAGGAUCUAAUACCCCAAAACCCCAAGGGGGUGGUGAAUCUAGGGGAUUUUUUACCAAUUUAAUGUCCUCUGCAUGUAAUGAACAUAAAUUUAUAGGAUAUAAAAUAUUUGGUGUUCUCAUAUAUUGUUUACCUAUCAUAAUAUUAGGUAUUAUAAUUAUACAAGGAAUUUUUUAUUAUUAUAAAAAUGUUAUAAAACAAAAAAAAAUUAAAUUCUUAGAAGAGUUCAAUGAAUGGUAA